Messenger RNA from Necator americanus (New World hookworm), 375 nucleotides. RefSeq lists its product as uncharacterized. The transcript has a single exon. The record is from RefSeq and is a predicted model, not a curated record. The coding region runs from base 1 to 375 and encodes 124 amino acids. Lineage: Eukaryota; Metazoa; Nematoda; Chromadorea; Rhabditida; Ancylostomatidae.
AUGCAAUACUGUCAGCGCUGGUCGAUCAAAGUGUGGACGCUUCGCCUCACCAUACCCAUUGGAAAGGGGGUACGAAAUUGCGAUACUAUAUCGCCGAAGCUGUUCACGGCUGCAUUGCAACGGUUAAAGAAAUCACUUUCCUGGGAAGAAAGGGGCAUACGUGUUGAUGGAAGAUUUCUCUCGAACCUUCGCGACGACAUCGUUCUCAUAUUGAGCAGUACCAAUGAAGCAGAAACGAUACCCAACGAAUUGAACGAAGAAGGGAAGAGAAUAGGACUGCGAAUAAAUAGAAGGAAGACACAGAUAAUGAAGAACGCCCACUGCGAGGACGGAGGAGCACAACUUGAAGGCUCCCAAAUCGUGGAAACUUCGUGA